AUUUCCCCUUCUAUUUCGUCACCUAGAAAAAGUUUCCUUCGCCUCCGAUAACGCCCUCCUUCGUCUCCUCCUACACCACCACCGCCACGGCCACUGCCACACUGGGUCUUUAAAGCAACUAUUGUCUUGUUUUGGGAGUGAAGGGUUUGAAAGAGAGAAUAUCCUAUAAUGAGAGAUGGUGGGUUUAAGUAUAGUUUUGGAGGCGCAAAAGGGUGGUGUUAACAAGAAAGCCCCACAGGUGAUCAGUAAAGCCACUAUGAUGAUCAAUAAACCUUCUUCUUCUUCUUCUUCUUCUUCUUUGCCUUCUUCAAGCUCUUUAUCUUCCUACUUAUCUUUCCCAGUCCCUACUUUUCUUGAGCAUUGCUUUCUUUGUGGGCAGAAACUCUUGGCUGGCAAGGAUAUCUACAUGUACAAAGGAGACAGAGCUUUUUGUAGCGUGGAGUGCAGGUGUAGGCAGAUAUUUAUGGACGAGGAGGAAAACCUGAGGAAAGAGAACUGUUCAGUGGCAGCCAGUAAACCAACUUCUGCAUCUUCCUCUUCAUCAUCAUCUUCAUCUCCUGCUUCUCGUCACCGCAAAAGCACAAGAAACCGAGCGGGUGGUUUUGCAUAUUGAGAGAGAGAGAGAGAGAGAGAGAGAGGGAACUGAAGCUCUUCUUUUUUUUUUUUUUUUUUUUUUUUAAUUUCAAUAAUUUUGUUUCAGUUUUACCCUAGUGUCCUUUUUGUAAUGACGUUGAUAUCCUCUCUAUCGUUUUUUGCUGGCGGGUAUGGAGCCGAAAGGGCAUUCAAAUUUCAGCACCAA
Messenger RNA from Hevea brasiliensis (rubber tree), 799 nucleotides. RefSeq names its product FCS-Like Zinc finger 15. Lineage: Eukaryota; Viridiplantae; Streptophyta; Magnoliopsida; Malpighiales; Euphorbiaceae. The record is from RefSeq and is a predicted model, not a curated record. The transcript has 2 exons. The coding region runs from base 176 to 613 and encodes 145 amino acids.